Molecule: messenger RNA, 2580 nt
Organism: Rhodotorula toruloides NP11
Lineage: Eukaryota; Fungi; Basidiomycota; Microbotryomycetes; Sporidiobolales; Sporidiobolaceae
Product: V-type H+-transporting ATPase subunit I
Exons: 16
Coding region: 1-2580 (859 amino acids)
Biological process (GO): proton transmembrane transport; vacuolar acidification
Cellular component (GO): fungal-type vacuole membrane; vacuolar proton-transporting V-type ATPase complex; vacuolar proton-transporting V-type ATPase, V0 domain
Molecular function (GO): proton-transporting ATPase activity, rotational mechanism; ATPase binding
Source: RefSeq, a predicted model, not a curated record
AUGGGAGACUACGAGGUCACCCAGUACCCCUCGCUCCUCCGGAGCGAGCACAUGACCCUCGUACAGCUCUUCUGCCCGAUCGACGUCGCGCACGCCACGGUCGAGGCACUCGGCGAGCUCGAGCGCAUCCAGUUCAAGGAUCUCAACCCCGACGUCAACCCGUUCCAGCGCACCUACGCCGAACGCCGCCUCCGUUUCCUGACGCAGCAAAUCGCCUCUCAAGGGAUCCACAUCCGCCCCGCCUCCGAGACCCUCGCGCUCCUCUCCGGCCGUUCAGGCCCCCAAGCACUCGACGACCUCGACACGCGCCUUUCCGAGUCCGAGUCGCGCGUCCAGGCGAUGAACACCUCGUUCGAGAACCUCGAGAAGCGGGCUUUGGAGCUGGAAGAGGCGAGGCAGGUCCUCCGCGACACCGAGAGGUUCUUCCUUGAAGCUCAGGGAGGACGUGGAGCGCCGGGAGAUUACAGGGCCAGCUUUGAACAGGGAGAGAUGGAGGCGCCGUUGUUGGGCGAUGUCGAGCAUGCUGGACCGGCUGGAGGUGCGGGCGACGCCGCUGCGGGUGGCUUCGAGCUUGAGUUUGUCGCCGGCACGAUCGACCGCUCGCGCAUGGCUACCUUCGAGCGAGUCCUCUGGCGCGUCCUGCGCGGCAACCUCUACAUGAACUCGGCCGAAAUCGCCGACGACGUCCUCCCCGUCCCCUCGACUAUGCAGGGCACGUCCGACUCGGCUGGAGGCGAGGAGAAGCGUCUUCGCAAGAACGCGUUUGUCAUCUUUGCCCACGGUCAGGACUUGUUGGACAAGAUUCGCAAGAUUGCCGAGUCGAUGGGCGCGACACUCUUCGCCAUCGACUCGUCCUCGGACAAGCGUUCCGACAAGCUUCGCGAAGUGACCUCUCGCAUCGAAGACCUCCACUCGGUCCUGUACAACACGAACCAGACCCGCCGCGCCGAGCUGCUCAAAAUCGCCGACUCGAUCUCGGCUUGGUGGGCGCUCGUCAGGAAGGAGAAGGUCGUCUUUGCGACACUCAAUAUGUGGCAGUGGGAUCAGGGGAGGAAGACGCUUGUGGCCGAGGGGUGGGUCCCGACGAGGGAUAUCCCGCAGGUUCAGGCGGCGCUCAGGAGGGCUUCGGAGAACGCCGGCACGUCCGUCUCUGCGCUCUUACACGAGCUGCGCACGACCAAGACGCCCCCGACCUUCCACCGCACGAACAAGUUCACCGAAGGGUUCCAGAACAUCAUCGACGCGUACGGGAUCGGCUCGUACCAGGAAGUCAACCCGGGCUUGUUCACCGUCAUCACCUUCCCCUUCUUGUUCGCCGUCAUGUUUGGAGAUAUCGGUCAUGGAGCGUUGAUGAUGCUCAGCGCGUUGGUGCUCAUCAUGCUCGAGAAGAAGUUUGGCAAGAAGGGCAUGGGCAGCGAGAUCCUCGACACGUUUUACUUCGGCCGGUACAUCAUCUUCCUCAUGGGCGCCUUCGCCAUCUACACCGGAAUCAUGUACAACGACAUCUUCUCCCUCUCGCUCCGCCUCGGUCCGUCGCAGUGGCAUUGGCCCGACGAGGGGUCCGCAGGGAAGGCAGUCGAGGCGAUCCAGACGUCGAGCAGGUACUGGAUCGGACUGGAUCCUGGGUGGCACGGGGCGGAGAACGCCCUCAUCUUUACCAACUCGCUCAAGAUGAAGAUGUCGAUCGUGCUUGGCGUACUGCACAUGUCGUUCGCCAUCUGCCUCCAAGUCCUCAACCACCUUCACUUCAACCGCCCCGAGCUGAUCUGGGCCGAGUUCCUCCCCCAAAUCCUCUUCAUGGAGUCCAUCUUCGGCUACCUCGUCGUCUGCAUCGUCUACAAGUGGUCGGUCGACUGGGAGGCCGCCGGUCGCAACCCGCCCAAUCUGCUGAACAUGCUCAUCCAGAUGUUCCUCAGCCCUGGGAACGUCAACCCGGACGACCAGCUCUACCGCGGCCAAGCCUUCGUCCAAGUGUUCCUCCUCCUCCUCGCGCUCGUCUGCGUCCCCUGGAUGCUCUGCACGCGCCCCUACCUCGAGUACCGCGAGAUGCACAAGAUCAAGGAGCAAGGCUACCACGGGAUCCAGAAUGGCGAGAACGGCGCGCAUGCGACAGACGACGAGACGGAUACCGAUGGAGAGGGCGCGCAUCAGGGACAUGCGGUCGCGAUGACGGAGGAGGCGGAGGAGGAGGGACACGAUUUGGGAGAGGUCAUCAUCCACCAGGUCAUCCACACCAUCGAGUUCUGCCUCGGCUGCAUCUCCAACACCGCCUCGUACCUCCGACUCUGGGCUCUCUCGCUCGCGCACGCCCAGCUCUCGGAAGUCCUGUGGAACAUGACGAUCGAGAACGCGUUCGGCUUCGAGGGCGUCCUCGCCGUCGUCAUGCUCGUCUUCCUCUUUGCCAUGUGGUUCGUCCUGACUAUCGCGAUCCUCUGUGUCAUGGAGGGCUUGUCCGCCUUCCUGCACGCCCUCCGUCUGCAUUGGGUCGAGUUCAACUCGAAGUUCUUCAUCGGUGCCGGCACCGCCUUCGACCCGCUCACGUUCGAAGGAACAGACGAGAUACCCGAAGGCGUCAUCUAA